UGGCCCAGCAAGUUUUGAUUUGAAUUGUAUUCGAUUUGGGUAAAGAACCUAUGUUGUGUGGCGCUCCAAUGCUAAUCGUCUGCACAAACACAUCAGACAAACGACCUGCACUUGUCCGCAUCACCAGACACAGUCGACUUCCUGCUCCACUCUGCAAAAUGAACGUCAGCCGAGAGCAGCCGCUACAACCAAGGGAAUCAGAAGGAUAACAGACCACUCCUAAACAAGGGAUUGUGUGUCCGAGGAAAACAAAAGCCAGUCAAGGUGUUGUGGUGUGCACGUUACCCAAGGUGUAAGUUACUGCAGUGGCUGAAGAACAGGAUAUAUAGACUAGCUGUUGGGAGGCGCUUCCUUUGCGGUAUAGAAGGCUGGGUGUAAACUAAGCACAACAUGGCUCGGGUCCUGUGUCCUCUCUAUCUUAUGUUGCUGUCCACAAUAACCGGAGGGUUGGUGGAGCAGUGUAGAGAGGGAGCCACCUUCCCUGACGCCAUCAUUUCCCCCAACUUGAAGACCACUCAAAUCCUGAGGGUCCCCCAUGCUCUCUCUGUGUUGGACUGCACUGCUGCAUGCUGCAACCUUCCCGGCUGUGAUCUGGCCUGGCUGUUUGAAAACCACUGCUACAUAGUUAACUGCCAGCAGAAGGAUAGCUGUGAGCCCAAGAAGAGGACCUCUGUGGAUUCCUACCUGACCUUUGUGCAGCGGACCUCUCCUGAGACACUGGCAUUGCAGUCUUUGGUGCGUGGCAGGCUUCACUCCCAGCACAGUAGUCAAGGAGAUCCCUCUGCUUCAGUGGAGGACAUAAGCAACCUGAUAGACUACAACUUGUUUGCCAGGGAUCAGAGUUUUGAGCAGCCUCCGCUGGUGGGAGAAUACCCAGAGGACUUCAGGCCCUUAGGGUCAGAGGGCAGCUUUCUCAACCCCAAGUUGGAACAGAAGGAGAGUUCUGGGUUAAUGCACUGGCAGUUGGCGACUAGUAAGGAUAACUUCAGUCUCUCGUCAGGGGAGACUGGAGAGAGCGAGGAGGAAUUAUUAGACCUUCAGAAUGGAAUCAUCCUUCAGAACAACUCACAGAUGAGGAAGCAGGAAGGGGUCGAGGGGAGACAAGUAAAAGCCCCUGAGUCUGUCUCGGUUUCCUUGGAGAAGAGCAACACUGUGUCUUUACCUGGAAUUGUAAAUGAUUCUGUCCCUUUGCAUAAUAUCUCAUUGACAAGCACAGAAAUUACACCCACAACCAAGGCUAGCCGAGUACUGUAUACCACCCAGAAAAAAGACUUGGUUACUACACUGCCUGCAAGCACAGAGCCUGCUAAGCCUACCACCGCAAAACCAACCAUAGCCACCACCAGCACUCUUCAACCAGUGAAGGGGCUUGUUGUGUCAGCUGGAGACAAUGUAGAGGUGAUUCUUCCCAAGAAUGAAGUGGAGCUGAAUGCCUUUGUAGUCCCUGCCCCACCAAAAGAAACAUUCUACAGCUACGAAUGGAGUUUGAUCAGCCACCCGGCUAACUAUGAGGGUGAAAUGGAGAGCAAGCACACCAAGUCUCUGAAGCUCUCUCGACUCUCGCCAGGUCUUUAUAUCUUUAAAGUUACUGUGAGUGGGGAUAACUCCUAUGGAGAAAGCUUUGUUAAUGUCACUGUAAAACCUGCAGCGAGAGUCAACAAGCCACCUACUGCCAUUGCUUCCCCCAGGACACAGGACGUUUCCCUGCCUACCUCAUCCACGUUCAUUGAUGGCAGCCAAAGCACUGAUGAUGAUAAAAUUGUGAGCUAUCAUUGGGAGGAGAUCAAGGGGCCACUUCGUGAGCACAAAGCCUCAGCUGACUCUCCUGUCCUGCACCUGUUAGACUUAGUGCCUGGAAACUAUACCUUCAGACUACCCCUGACGUUUGAGAACUCUACCACUGCGAUGGUCACAGUGAACAAGCCUGUGGAUUACCCGCCAGUGGCCAGCGCGGGUCCGAAUCAAGCCAUUACCCUGCCGCAUAAUUACAUCACACUCAAUGGGAACCAGAGCAGCGACGACCACAAGAUUGCCAGCUAUGAGUGGUCACUGAGCCCCAACAGCAAAGACAAGGUGGUGGCAAUGCAGGGAGUCAGGACUCAGUACCUGCAGCUGUCUGCUAUGCAAGAAGGGGAUUACACAUUCCAGCUGACAGUCACAGACUCCGCAGGACAGCAGGCUACUGCACAAGUCACAGUCAUUGUGCAGCCUGAGAAUAACAGUCCACCAGUAGCAGUGGUUGGCCCUGAUAAAGAGUUAACGUUUCCAGUAGAAAGCACUACACUGGAUGGCAGCAAGAGCACAGAUGACCAAGGCAUUGUGUUGUAUCAGUGGCAGAAUAUCAGUGGUCCAAGUGGUGUAAAGUUUGAAAAUGGUAACACACAGCUGGCCACUGUAAUAGGGCUUCAGAUCGGUACUUACCGGUUCAGAUUGACUGUGAAGGACCAGCAGGGACUGACCAGCUCAGCUGUGGCCACUGUCACAGUCAAGAAGGAAAGAAACAUUCCUCCUAUAGCCCAUGCUGGUGGAGGAACUGUUCUUGUCCUGCCCAAUAACUCUGUUGUUCUCAAUGGGUCCAAGUCUACAGAUGACCAGGGCAUUGUAUCCUACUUGUGGAUCAGAGACGGCCAAAGUCCUGCAGCUGGGGAUGUCUUGUACAGUUCAGACCAUGAAGCAGUGCUACAGCUUAUCAAUCUGGUGGAAGGAACUUACAUUUUCCAGUUGCUAGUGACUGAUGCCAAGGGUGAUUCCAGCACUGACACUGCUACGGUAGAAGUGCGUCCUGACCCUCGGAAGAAGGAUGUGGUGGAGAUGGAGCUCCAAGUUGGGGCCAGCCAGCUGACUGAACAGCAGAAAGACACUCUGGUGAGACAGCUGGCAGUGCUGCUCAACGUCUUGGAUUCAGACAUCAAAGUUCAAAAAAUACAAGCACAUUCUGAUUUAAGUACAGUCAUGAGUUUCUACGUGCUGAGUGGCCAGCAGGUGUUAAAGGGCAUGGAGCUGGCACGCACACUCCGCGGACAGCUCUUGAAGGAGAAGGCAGACUUUCUUAUGUGCAAAGUUCUGAGGGUUGACACUGCCCUUUGUCUACUUGUGUGUUCGGAUCAUGGGCACUGUGAUCCCAUCACCAAGCGAUGUGUGUGCUACCCUUUCUGGAUGGAGAAUCUGAUUCGGCGCUACUUUGGUGAUGGGGAGAGUAACUGUGAAUGGAGUGUGCUGUACGUUGUCGUUGCUACUUUUUUUGUACUCGUACUCAUAAUAGCAAUUAGCUGGAUCUACAUCUGCUGCUGCAAAAGGAAGAGGCGAACGAAAGUAAAGAAGAAAAACAAAUACACAAUUCUUGACAACAUCGAUGAACAGGAAAGAAUGGAACCGAGGCCUAAAUAUGGUAUAAAGCACAGAAGCACAGAGCACAACUGUAGCCUGAUGAUGUCGGAGUCUGAGUUUGAAAGUGAGCAGGACACCAUCUUCACCCGGGAGAAGACCAGCAAAGGAAACCCCAAGAACGGUGUGAAUAGCCCUGUCAAAAAUGGAGAUGCCUUCAGUUACCGUCCCAAAGAUAGAUGUAACACCAUGUUACAAAAAUGAAUGAAGAGAAAUGUAUUUUACAUGUUAUUUUGUUUUGUUUUUCCCAGCAGUUUGGUUAAUUAGUCACUGGAUUAGUUCUAAAAGGAUUUUCAGAAUCAUAACAAAAAAGAGUUGUAUGUCUUGAUUGAAAUGCCUUCCCUUAAAUAGCAAACUGCCAUUUCAAGCCAAGCAUUUAAAUGAACAGACCACUUUUAUUACACAGCACAUAAAUGGGAAUGUAGAUACAAUUUUAUUAUUUUGUCAACCAUGGACACCUUGCUUACCAUAUUUCAAAGAUCAGUUCAUUGAGAUGUUUAUUAUCAAGUGGUGGAUCUAAUGAUUGUAAAUUGGUUCCACUCAGGCAAGCAAAGGCAGAAUUUUCUUUAAAAAAGGCACCACAGCAACUUCGACAAUGACUUCCCUUCGAGUAGCCUGAGUUGGAACUCAUCAGUAGAUGUGGUUUAUAGUUUCAAAUUUCUGUAAACGUUUGAUGUUUACAACAUUUGAUGUUAUAUGAAAAGGACUUGGUUGUAGAAGCAUUCUCUUCACAAGCAUAAACAGGAAUGGACCCGUCCUAUGAAUGUACUUCCCAUUGCUCUAUAGCAGCUAAAGGUGAAAUUGCUUUAUCAUUCAUAAUUCUUUAACUCCAUGACUCGGCAGUUGAUGCAUAGGUUAUUGAAGUGCUGCAUUUUUGUGACUAAAUACAUGAUGUCUUUGGAGCACUGUACAUUUGUAAGCCAUGGUUAUAUUUCUCUGCAGAAAACUGUUUUCUUGUUUUCCUCUGAAACAACUGCAUCAGUAAAAUACCUGUCAAUGAUGCAUGCAUUGCACAUUAUUAUAUUGCAGUAGACGCUCGCUAAUCUAAACCACUUGGGACUGGACACUUGUUCAAAGUACUAAUCGCAAUCUGUACCAGUAAAAUGCCUUCUCUAGUUUGUUUUUAGAAUCUCCCAAUUUAUAUUUGAUCAAAAAUCAGCAAUAGACCUUUGGGGGACCAUGUAAGUGUAAGUGUUAUUUGUAACUUUAACAUGCUGUUAGCCAUUUAACCUUGAAAUGCUGACCUACACUAUACUGUACAUGCUUGUGUUGGGUUGAUGUUUGCAAUAAUAUUUUAAUUGAUCAGUAUGCAUUUCAGUUUGAGGUUUGGGUUAGCAAGAGUUUAUUCUGCUAUUUAAAUAGGUGGUCUGUUUCAUUGGUUGGUAAAAUAAAUACCUAAUCCAUUAUGACACUAGGUGGGGAGGGGUUUAAGUAGCUGAGUUGUGUAUGCAGUGGUAUCACUUUUAUACAGCUAUUUAAAAUAGUUUCAUGCUUGUAGUUGGAAUUGCAAUCCAUGUUGUACAGGGUCAUCAUUGAACAGCCUUUAUUUAAUUUUGUGUUAGAAAGUUUGAAAUCAUAAGAAGAGUAUGCUGUAUGAGAAUGUAUAUGAAAUUAACAAAAAAAAAAUAAAACAGUAAAUAAAUUCCAUACCCAAGUCCAUGACUCCUUUGGUAAACUUUACACGUUCAAAUUACUUACAGUAUUCUCUUUUUACAUAAAGGGACAGCGGUGAUCAGAGAGGGGGGGUGUUAAUGCUAUAUGUACAGGUUGACAGCUCUCCAAAGCACAUGUAUUUGACUUCUAAAUAUUCUUUGAUUCUGUACUUAGACCCCUCUCUCCCAAUGUCAGAUUGCUUCACACCACCAAAAGGAGCUUCAGCAGCUGACAGCAACCCUUCAUUCACACCGGCAAAACCUGGCAAAAAAAAACAAAACAGAAAACAAACAAACACGGGCUGAAUGAUUUAUGCACAACUUUGUUUUACUUUUCCUCUCUUAGCCAGAGUGACCAGGAACUAUGAAGCACACAAGGGCCGGGACUGCAGUUAAUCUCUUUUUACACACUUCUCUAAACCAAGUCGCUUUCGUGGAUAGGGUACAGAUGACUAGCCUCUCCACCAGUGGCCAGGCUAAAUUGGGAAUCAAUUAUUAGGCAUGUAACAAUGAACUAGUGCCACGAUACGCAUUGCAAUAAGCAGGUAAUGUAUGUAUGCUACACAAUAUAAGAUCAAAAUGUAAUGAUGGACUAUUUAGUAAAAGGACAAAUUAAAUGAAAUAGGGAGUAUAUGUAUUCAUACAAACUUAUUUUUUCAUUCAGAAACCAUCUGGUGAACUGCAAUGAUCUAUGUUCUGAAUCUGGUCUUGUAUUACAAUACAAACGAAUAUACCUUUAUUACAAUAUGAUGCAUUGUGUAAAGAUAGUAUCAAAAUACAUUGUGAUGAAUCGUUAAACCCCUAUCAAUUAUCCAAUUUAAUUUUUUUAAUUUUUUUAUUUUUUUAUUGUUUCCACAGUGAAAAGGCCCUCAGCUGUUAAAUCUGACAGCAAAAUCAGGAGCUUUUACACACACCUACUGAGGCAGAAUUAGCUAUUGCAAGUGCUUCUUCCUGUGUUAAAUCUGUAGAUGUAAAACACGUACACUUUGGAGUGUUAACUAUGAAAACACUGCACAUUGGCAUUGCUUCACAUGACUGCAAAACUGGUUAGAAAAAAUUACGUUUUUAACUGAGAUGCAGAAAAGAGUGAAGUCCCCAUAUGAAUCCUAAUUCUGUUAUUUGAUGGCCAAACCAAUAGGUGUGUAAGUGGUUUCUAGAUGGAUAAUACUAUUUUUUAAAUAGGGUGUCACUACUCGGGGCGAGUUUAAGCACAUUAUGGAAUUGACACUGUUCCUCUUAUGCUGCACCGCAAAUAUCAUAAUUACAGUGUAAGACCGUUAAUAUUAUGUAUACAGAGGUUAAUAUUGUGUUUGUGAUCCUAUGAGAAAAGUGAAGGAAAAGGUUGUUUUAAAUUUGAACAACUUUAUUCAACAUCCUGUGCAAAACAAGUCUCAAGUUUUUCUCCCUUAGCUUCAAUAAAAAAUAAAAUAGUUUUGCAGGUGGAUUAUCGUAGCUAAAACAUAAAAGUAAUACAGUUUGCCAAGCACGUCAAGAAAAAAAUGGAAAAAGCAGAAGAAAAGUUAGGUAAAGCUACACAGGUUUAGCAGCAUAACUUUUAUUAAGGCUAUUUUCACUAUCAGUGCAGCAUCAUUAUAAUGAAAUCAUAAUGCUGCCUGAUAAAAGAUACAGUAACACAAUGUUUAUUGUCUUAUUUGUAGCUUUACUUAUUUUAAUUAUUGUGAAAUUAUUUCUGUAUUCUGAUCAUUGUUUUGGAGGAAACUCAGAAACACAAUAAGCUUUUCAGUUAUGUGCAUAAAUCUGUUUUUGUACAAACUUUAGAUGUGGAAUAUUGACUUUUUAGAACAUUGGAAGCUUACCUGUGCAGUGCCAUUUGAUGUGUAGACAUAAGUCCAAUAAAAGAUGUCUUUUUAAUAGUUUUACGAUACUUAUUUGGGCCCUGUGCCAAAAAAUAAAUAACUCUGCUCUUAAAUAACAGUCUGUAUUAGUAAAUGUUUGUGUUUUAAGCAAUAUGACCGAUCAUUUCCUAAUGUUUAAAAUCAACUAAACAAAGUACUUUUGUUCUGGUUUUGUUUAGUUUGUUUUGUACUUGCAGCAUCACAUUGUUUUGAACAAGUGAUUGAUCUUAAUAUUGAUCUUACCAACUACAGCAGUGUAAAAUAUAUUGGACAACUUUAGGGUGUUUAUUUAAAGUCUUAAAAUUCUGAUUGUCUAUAACAAAAACAUUAGUGUGAUUCCUAAAAUGAUAUUUUUGUGCAAUGUUUGUUAUUUCGUUUUCAGAGUAAUUUACAGUAUUUCUACACUUGUAGUAAGAUAACUGGCAGAAUUUAUACUGUGAUAAUAAAGUUACCAUAAUAUUGAUUUGACGGAUCAUACCAUGGACAUUUUAUACCACCCACCCCCUAGUCCCUAAUCCAAAGUUUCCCAAAAAAUGAUCUAAAGUAGAUUUUGGGAGGUAUUGUAUUUUUCUGCCUGCAACAGAGGGAUGCAGUUGACAACGCCACUCAGGCGUCCAGGUUUUAUUCAAAUAAACAGAAACAGGUCACCGCCACUAGGGAACCAGCAAUGAUAGCGCUAGUGCAGGAGGACAUACACAGACACAGUGUAAUCAAAAUAACAACUCAAAAAAUGCAAAAAAUGUACAAUGAGGAAAUAGCUAAAAACAGAAGUUUGCCAAACACUGGCUUAGCACUGCUCCCACUAAAAGGGAGGUCCCGCUCCGGAACCUACUCUGUGACACACUAAAAUAAAUUGGGAUCAAAAGCCCAUAAAUUAAUCCCUACACAACUCACUCAACCUGGCUCUCUACAAAGCAGUGAAGCUGCACACUUGCUGAAACUAGACCAACAGAACUGGCUUUCAAGCUCCUCUUUUAUACCAUGUGAUUGAUUGAUCAUCAAUUAGUCAAUUAGCUUCAGCCACAUUCCACACAUCACCCCAUCCAUGCCAAACUUAAAUUAAAAACUUUUCAACUUUAUUUACAACUGCAAAAACCUGCCAUAUCUAGUACACACUGGUGUUCAAAAUUUUAUUUAAACUAUACAUAUAAACAAUACAUUAUUUACACGUGCAGGGCUUUUGCCCUGCCACAGUCCCCAAUAAAGUUUUUAUAUUUUCAGAAACAAUAGCUAGUGUGCAGCCCCAGUUAUUAGGCAUGACAAUAGAUAAUAUCGUCAAACAGGAGUGUCAUUUCUCACUUGAGAACUGGCCCCAGGCGUCCAAACGUCUCCUCAGGAGUGCACAGCAUGUUUGUAGUAACAUUGGAGAGGAGAGUUGGCUCCAUAAAAGACCCUUUGAGACGCUUCCUUCCUUUUAGCACCAUGAGACAAAGCAUCUGCUAUCUGCUUCUCCAUCUAAUACAAAAGUGACAUUGUAUUAAACAGCGCUGAACAUCAGCACUUAACAAGACCUCCUGCCAAAGAACUGCAGUGUGGUGUGUGAAUGUGUGUCAGUUAUAUCACAGGAUAAAGGAAAAUACUCCAAACUGCUGGUAUAGCGUUAUACAGAUCAAUGUGUUGCAGGAAUGAGAGACAGUAGUUGUAACCAAUUGUGAUUGCUACAGUUCACACUGAUUCACCCAUCACUAUUGUACUCUGUUUAAGGCAGGCUCAUUUUAAUAUCCAAGUGUUGCUAUUUUGCAUUAACAUGACAUAUCUACAGCUUCAAAAUUAUCAGACAAAUCUUGAUUUGCUCCAAAUCAUUGGUUGAGGGAGUCAAACACAUCUCUCACUUUUGCAAAGAUAAACAAAAGUGUUUACAUGAUUAACAUAUUUCAUUAUUAUUCAGAAAAAUAUCUAAAUAUCUCACAUUGGUAAGCCAGUUUUCAUAUGCCUUUCGUUAAUCAUUCAUUCCUUGUAUUUGUUGCCUCGUGAAUGAGUCUCAACAUUACAGCACCAUGGAACCCGAAUAAUACAAGUCCUUUAAUCAGUUUAUGUUUAGAUUGACUGUCGUUCAAGUUGUUCUAGUAAUUAAAAUGAGUAGCGAACUAUUACAUAACAAGCCGUAUUUUCCACGUGGGCAAAUUACUAUGCGACAGAGACAGCGAGUGGGAGAAGUACAGGCGUGGAAAAGUACAGAGCAGUUUAGAAGCAGUAAG
Polyodon spathula (Mississippi paddlefish) is the source of this 9090-nucleotide messenger RNA. Its product is annotated as KIAA0319 ortholog. Gene Ontology annotation, cellular component: plasma membrane; cytoplasmic vesicle. Bases 391 to 3588 code for a protein of 1065 amino acids. NCBI's taxonomy places the organism in Eukaryota, Metazoa, Chordata, Actinopteri, Acipenseriformes, Polyodontidae. The record is from RefSeq and is a predicted model, not a curated record. The transcript is spliced from 21 exons.